Molecule: messenger RNA, 1235 nt
Organism: Rubroshorea leprosula
Lineage: Eukaryota; Viridiplantae; Streptophyta; Magnoliopsida; Malvales; Dipterocarpaceae
Source: the annotation of a GenBank genome assembly
CACCUUUGUAACUUAAGAAACGAGAAGCUUAGAUUUGAAAUCUGGGGACUCAAGGCCCAACUUCUGUUCUUGCCUCAGACGCUGAAAACGCGACCUCAUCUGACGAUAAUUGGCUGAAAAGGGAGCAACUUUGCCAGUGUAACACAACUCUGUUGAUUCGAAUUUUCUGCAUUUGAGGGCGUUCUUGCAUCUUGAUUUAACGAUAUUGUCAUGUUGAGACAAAAGAGGUUUUACACUAAUGACAAACUUGUUAAUCAUUUCAAGCAAAUUCAUGAGCGUGAACAUAAGAAGAGGUUGAACCAGAUAGACUCUGCUAGAGGGAAGAGGAGGGUGAAUUUGGUAGCCAAGUACUCGAUGAAAAUGGAGAAAUAUAAGAAUGCAGCAAGGGAUAUUUUGACGCCAAAAGUGGGGUAUGGUUUAGCUGAUGAGUUGAAAAGAGCAGGGUUUUGGGUUAAGACUGUUUCUAAUAAGCCACAAGCUGCUGAUGUUGCAUUGAGGGAUCACAUGGUAGAUGUCAUGGACAAGAGGAGAGCUGAGUGUGUAGUGCUUGUGUCUGAUGAUUCAGAUUUUGUGGAUGUGUUGAAUGAGGCAAAAUUGAGGUGUGUGAAGACAGUUGUUGUUGGGGAUAUCAAUGAUGGAGCUUUGAAAAGAGUUGCAGAUGCUGCAUUUUGCUGGAGGGAAAUAUUAAUGGGGAAGGCUAAGAAGGAGGCUGUAUCUGUUGUGGGGAAGUGGAAGGACCGAGAUGUGUUAAAGAGAUUGGAGUGGACAUAUAACCCUGAUGCAGAGAAAGAAUAUGAUUUGAAUAGUGAGUCUGAUGAUGAAAGCGAGAAGGAGUUUAUUGAUGGCAUUAUUGAUGGAGGUGAUGCUGGAUCUAUUCAGAAGGAAGAUAUUGGUGCUUGGUGGGAUUUGGACUCUGAUUCUGAUGCCUCUACUUCUCAAUUGUCCGAAUAAUUAGAUGCAGUUAUUAAGUUUGUAACUUGGCAUGAGAUCUUCAUUCUAAUACAUGGUUGUACGAUGCCCUGUGAUACUCAGUCCUUGCCAAUUUGCCAUCGCAGAGAUGGAUGGCUAGGGAGUUUAGGAACAUUUGUUUAGAAAUUCUAUAGACUAUAGGUAGUAAAUCUUCAGUUUUUCUGUAAUAAUUUUAUGAUAUUACAGAAAGUUAAGGUUGAAACUUACUACCGAUCAAAUUAUUUUGGAGCACAUAAAGGUGCUUGGAAUAAAAUGUUAGAUUUGUU